UUUGUGCUCACCUGUGUUGUAGUGGAAGAAACGAAGCCACGACGUCCCCAGACGGCCAAAAGCAAUCCACCUGACCACCUCCAUGUUGCAGUGAAUCAAAACCCCAAACACAACACCUACAUUCCUACAACAACACCAAUUUUCUUCCUGAAAUUAAUGCAACGCAACACACCCAUGUCAUCUUCCACCACGAAAAAACGAAGAGAGAAAAACUCAGAGCUUCGAUUGAUCAUCAACAAUGGCGGUGGAUCACUACAGAAUACUAGGAAUCACGAAAAACGCUUCGAAAUCAGAAAUCAAAGAAGCUUUUCGUAAAUUGGCGGUUCAAUUCCACCCCGAUAAACACGCGCAAUCCUCCAAGCCUUCCAGAGAUGCCGCAACUGUCAAAUUCAAGCAGGUUUCUGAAGCUUACGAGAUUUUAAUCAAUGAUCGCACGCGUUCUGAGUACAAUUUUAGCCGGUACAGAAGUUCAAGUGGUUAUUCUAAUAAUAACUAUAAUUCCAAUUUCUAUCGCCGUGGUAGUGGUGGUUCUUAUCAUCGGCCACCGCCGUCGUCGUCCGGGGCUAAUCGGUUCGUGUCCAAUUUAGAUGCUGUUUUUCGGUAUAUGAGGACUCGCUCUUUCAUUCUAAAUCUUGCCUUUGCCGGUAUACUACUUGGCGGGACGGUAGCAAUUGACACAAGUGGAGAGGCUCUGUGGAAGAUGCAAAAUCCUGGGAAAUCAUUUGAAGAAGCAAUGAAGACUAUUGAGAAGAACAAAAGGCCGGAAGACGGGCAGUAGAUAAUUGAUGCUCUUAUUAACAAUUAACUUGGUUCAACUUGAAUAGAAGCCACUUUGGUGCGGAUUAUUCAGCUGGUUUACUGCUAGGAGUUUGGUGGAGAAAGAGAGGCGGUCGUAACUUGAGAGUUGUUGCUGUCAUUUAUAUAGGAAGCAUGUGUAUAUAUACUUCGUAGUCAUACUAGUAUAUAAAAAUCUAAUUUGUACAUCAUCAAUUUUUUUUUAAAAAAACUGUACUUUAUUAGUGUUAAGUGUUAA
This is a messenger RNA of Spinacia oleracea (spinach), 1033 nucleotides long. Its product is annotated as chaperone protein dnaJ 72. The record is from RefSeq and is a predicted model, not a curated record. Lineage: Eukaryota; Viridiplantae; Streptophyta; Magnoliopsida; Caryophyllales; Amaranthaceae. Bases 239 to 778 code for a protein of 179 amino acids. The transcript has 3 exons.